Molecule: messenger RNA, 1788 nt
Organism: Selaginella moellendorffii
Lineage: Eukaryota; Viridiplantae; Streptophyta; Lycopodiopsida; Selaginellales; Selaginellaceae
Product: pentatricopeptide repeat-containing protein At4g02750-like
Exons: 2
Coding region: 1-1788 (595 amino acids)
Molecular function (GO): protein binding
Source: RefSeq, a predicted model, not a curated record
AUGAUAGGGAGAACUUCCAUGCUCUUGGAAAGCAACCUAAAAUUGAAAGCACUUGGAUACAAUGGGGAUCUCUCCAAAGCUCGGUCAUUUUUCGACUCCAUGCCAGAAAGAAACAUUGUGUCCUGGACAACAAUGCUCGCUCUUUUCUCCACGCACGCCACAGUCUCAGAGGCUUGGCACCUCUUCAACGCCAUGCCCCUACACGACUUGGUUUCUUGGAAUAUCAUGCUAGCAGCAUAUGCCUUCAAUGGGCAUCUUAAAGAGGCCAGAUCCUUCUUCGGCUCAAUGCCUUGCUGGGACGUUGUUUCCUGGAAUUCCAUGCUAUCAGGAAUAAUCAAACAUGGCAGCCUUAAUGACGCACUGCAAUGGUUUGGAAUCAUGUCUGUGAGAAACCUUGUCUCUACAAAUGCUCUCCUCAACGCAUUUUCCCAGGCGGGGCAUUUCGCGGAAGCAAAGAACCUCUACUCAACCAUGCCGGAGCACGACAUAGUGUCGCACAAUGCCAUGCUGGCGGCGUACGGUCACACUGGUGACGUGGAGGAGGCACGUUGCGUUUUCUAUUCAAUGUCGUACUGUGACUUGGCAACGUGGACAAUCCUUCUCUCACUGUAUGCCCAAAACGGGCACCUUGUGGAGGCGAAGUGCAUGUUUGAUUCCAUGCCCCAGCAGGACAUAGUUUCUACCACAGCCAUGAUGGCGGCAUAUGCCCAAAACGGCCAUCUAAAAGAUGCCGUGGAUAUCUUUAAUGGAAUGCACUACCUUACGCUAGUGUCUUGGAACUCCAUGCUAGACGGAUAUGCCCAGAACGGGUAUCUAAAGGAAGCCAAGAUUCUCUUUCAAAUAAUGCCGAUGAGAAAUCUUGUGUCCUGGAAUGUGAUGUUGGCUGCUCAUGCUGGGAACUUGGACGAUUCCACGAGAUUCUUUGGAGGAAUGCAAGCUAGAGACACUGUCUCCUGGAACGUAUUAAUGGCAGCGAAUACUUACAAUGGGCACUUUGUAGAGGCUAUAUCCCUACAUAUGGAGAUGAAGAUGGAAGGCUGUGACCCAGAUGAUGCAACAUUCAUCAGCUUGUUUUUUUCUUGCAGCCACCUUGGUGACGUAAUUUGUGGUCUAAAGUACUUUGUGUCAAUGCUCAUAGAUUAUAAUUUCCAUGCCACCAAGCAACACUACCACUGUAUGGUGGAUUUGUUAGCUCGUUCGGGUUUCUUGCAUGAAGCUUGCACUAUGAUUGAAGAGAUGCCUUUCAUGCCAAUUGUAGAUGACUGGAUUUGCUUGCUUGGUUCCUGUAGAAGUUAUAACGUACCAGAGCUAGGAGCUUACUCUGGAAUACGUGGGAGUAGAAGUUAUAACGUACCAGAGCUAGGAGCUUACUCUGGAAUACGUGGGAUUGAGCUUAAUGUUGACAGCCUCCCAAGAGCAAAUAGAGAAAAUGCACGGUUUAAUACAUUGAGUCAAAAGAAAAAGGAUGUAAGACGUACCUCGAGCGGAAGAGCCAGUGCUGGUGCUGUCGAAAGCAUACCGCCAUCUCAUAACUCUGAAGCUCAGCUCGCGGAUAUGAAUUCCUCGCCUAGUUCUCUGCAAGUCGUCGACCAUUCUCCUUCUCAAGCUUCCGGCCGCUGGCAGCCACAGAUGAUUCCAAGUUCCGGCGAGAGGGAAGGACUACACGAUUGGCAAGCCAGGAAAUAUCAGGGCCCUGACGAGGCCUUUCUGUGCCACGGUCCCAAGUGCUACAGGGAAACGUUCUUCGUCAUGGUCGCCACCUAUCUGGGUGUGCCAUCGCCAGCUUGA